AUGUCUUUGUCCGGGUUUUUAUGGUCGGUGAUUUCCAUUCUCAUACCAUUUCUCGUCUAUAAACGAUACUCGGAUCAACUUUCGAAGUUUGAAGGCCCUUUCUGGGCACGAUACUCCUCACGUUGGUUGGAGAGGGUCUCUAAAGAGGGCAACCCUGAAGCCGUUUUCGAUGCUCUCCACAACAGCCUAGGAACCAAGGUUAUACGAAUUGCGCCCAAUGAGCUCCACAUAUCCGAUGUCGAGUUGUACAAAACGAUAUACGGCCAAAAAUCACCCUUCAUGAAGUCGUCCAAGUUCUACAAUACAUUCCUGGCAUUCGGUACAACAUUUGGAGAGAUGGAUCCUCACAAAAACAGGGAGCGAAGAAAAUUACUCAAUCCCUUCUUCUCCAAAGCCGGAACGCUGAAGCUGGAACCUGUCAUUCUCCAUCGACUUUCACUCGUCCUCGAGAAGAUGGAACGUCUAGCCGCCGAGGGACCGAUCAAUGUACAAGAUGUUUUAAGAUGCUAUACGGGUGACAUUGUCUCCCAAAUCAGUUUUGGAAAAUCGCUUGAGCUCACUAAUGAAAACCCCUCGUCUUUCAAGUCGAGUUACUUUGCGGGAUUUGACGCCGCCCUCAAAGCUCCUACGAAAUUGUUUUUCGGUCCUCUGCUACGACUUGCGUACUCGGUUUUGCCUUUUGGGGUUCUUACUUAUAUUGAUUAUUCGCUGUCGAAGUAUUCGGAGAUCAUCAAGUUCAGCGGGCUGUGCUUUCUGGAAUACAAGGAGGGAAAGCAUACGGCGGGGCACCCCAUUCUGUUUGACAAUCUAUCCUGCAUUCCAGAAAGUGAGAGAACGACCGAAGCCAUGAGUAUUCUGAUUGCUGGGUCCGAGACAACUGCAUUCACUCUGGCUCAAACUAUUUUCCUGAUACUUUCUUCGCCGAGGGUGAAACAAAGAUUAGUUCGGCAACUAGAUGCGGGGGUCCCUGAGUCUAGUCAUAUGCCCUCUAUUCAAGAUUUGGAAAAGCUGGACUAUCUAAUGGCAUGUGUGAAGGAAGGUCUCAGGCAUGCGAUGAGUGUUCCAGGAAGAUUGCCGCGGGUUGUACCCAACGGGGUUGAACUGGUUGUGGAAGGGAAAAGGAUUCCUCCUGGAGUGAGUUUCUGA
This is a messenger RNA of Penicillium salamii, 1146 nucleotides long. The record is from the annotation of a GenBank genome assembly. Lineage: Eukaryota; Fungi; Ascomycota; Eurotiomycetes; Eurotiales; Aspergillaceae.